Messenger RNA from Ostrinia nubilalis (European corn borer), 2217 nucleotides. RefSeq lists its product as uncharacterized. The transcript has 4 exons. Lineage: Eukaryota; Metazoa; Arthropoda; Insecta; Lepidoptera; Crambidae. The record is from RefSeq and is a predicted model, not a curated record. The coding region runs from base 777 to 1532 and encodes 251 amino acids.
UUAUCACACAUCCCUAAAUAUUGACAAAAAAGAAAGAGAGAGAAGAUAGGAGUAGGCCUGUAGGUAACUUCAAGUAACCUACUUGACUGUAAAUAUUUUGAUGUUACGUUUUCCUCUCCAACACAUAAAGGUUAGCUGAUUUGAAUACGUGACGCAGUCUAUAUCAUUCGGGUCGCUUCGUGGAGCGAAGUACCUACUCGUAGUUAGGUUAGGUAUACAAAAAAGCUAGGACGGAGUGAAUUUACUUACAUAUUUCCGUAGUGUAGUACCUACCCACAGUACAAAAGCUUUACUUAGUUUGGGACUAGAGGCGCAGUGUAAAAUGUCUAAGGAUAAUAAUAUUUGUCUAAGGGGCAGGUGGUCCGUGCACUGGACUAGGAUAAGUAUCCCAUGUAGCUAGUUCGAAUCCCGCUUGUAACAAAUUAGUAUGAUGAACAUUACGAAAGUUCUAGUUGAUUAUAUUGGUAAAAAUGUAAUAACGAUAUCUGGCAACCCAGAAGCGUUGUAUGGUCUAUGGCCCCUCUCUAUGGUCUCUUUUUCCUACCAUUCAAGUGUGUGCACCACAUGGUUGUAAAUUAUCUUCUCAAUAAAUAGAAUAUCACUGAAGUUAAGUGUCCUUUGUACCUGCCGCAUCACUCUGCUCAUGGUCCUUCAGAGCUGGAUGCAGGAGUCUGUACUGAGAAUCUGUAGUUGGAGCAGUUUUUUUUUUCGUGUUGUGUGCGGCCGGCCCGGGGUGACGCUAACGCAUUGCAUACCACUUAUUGCGUGCUUUCAAAAUGCCCCUAACCGGCGAGGAUACCAGCAGUGAUUUUGCUCAUCAAGACAAGCAAAAAUUGAUAAAUGUGAGAAGAUACAUCAAAGGCCGCAUAUCACUUGUGGAAAAUGAGCUGGGGGACAUUUCUACCGUAAAAUCCACCGCCAUGUUGGAUGUUGCCGCCGAACGAAUUAGCAGUCUUUUUACGAGAUUGGAGGACGUCAAUCUCAAUUUGGAAUCGAUGGAUACUUCAGAGACCGCUGAGGGAUCGAAAAUCGAGUCAAGGUGUCAAAGAAUACUAACUGACAUUCGUGAACGUCGUGAGGCGCUGAAGCAUCAUUGUAACUCAUCGGCGAGUGACUCCGGAUCGACGCAAGAGCACCAGCAUAAACCGAAUCUUCCCAAGAUAUCGUUGCCCAAGUUCAGUGGAAGUUAUGGAGACUGGUUGUCGUUCAAGGAUUUAUACGUCACUAUGGUACACGGAAAUGAAGAUUUAAGUCCCGUGCAGAAGUUCUAUUACUUGAAGUCGUGUUUGGUCGGCGAAGCUGCCUCUUUGGUUACGACUUUGGAAUGUACGAACGAAAACUACGUGAAGGCAUGGUCUGCGAUUACAUCAAGAUAUGACAAUAAGCAGCGCUGCCAAGCAUUAGAUAUGCUAUGCCGUGAUGAAGCAGUGAGCACUACAAAGGUCGUGCCUCCGGCAAAGAGCACUAGUCAUGUGACUGUUGGCAGCGGCAGUAAUGCAAAUGGAGAAAAGGUGCGAACAGAGCUACCUUGAUUCUGUGUCCAGGGAUGAAGAAGGAAGGUAUCAUGUCGAUUUGCCAAUAAACAAAGAACUUCUACCAAAACUAGGCAAAUUCGAGUGAAACCUCAGUAUCAAGCACUUCAGCGCAUCCUGUGGAGAGAUGAUCCAUCGCAUGAUAUACAGUGUCUUCAGCUGGAUACUGUUACAUAUGGAACAGCAUCAGCCAGUUACCUUGCUACACGGACAUUGGUGAAAUUGGUUGAGGAUGAAGGUGAUAAUUUUCCAUCUGCUUCUAAGGCAUUACUUCAAAGUACCUUCGUUGAUGACAUUUUGCAUGGCGAGAAUGAUCUUUCUUCUGCAUUAAAUACCAUAAAUGAGUUGCAAGAGUUGUUAGCUAAAGGAAGGUUUGAAUUGCACAAAUGGUACUCUAAUAGCUCAAUGUUAAUGUCGCAAUUUCCUCCUGAAAAACUUGAAAAAUGUCAUUUUUCCUUUGACAAUAAAGAAGGUUCUUGUAUUAAAACGCUAGGUUUGAAGUGGGAGCCAAACUCAGAUAAAUUUCAGGUCGAGGUACCUAAAUAUACUUCCACUAGUCAUACCAAAAGAAAUAUUUUGUCUGAUAUUGCUAAGGUCUAUGAUCCCUUGGGUUUUAUUGCUCCAGUUACAGUCUAUGCUAAGUUGAUAAUGCAAGAUAUCUGGAAGGCAAACGUUGACUGGGAUU